Messenger RNA from Aaosphaeria arxii CBS 175.79, 2276 nucleotides. RefSeq lists its product as uncharacterized. The transcript has a single exon. Bases 444 to 2006 code for a protein of 520 amino acids. NCBI's taxonomy places the organism in Eukaryota, Fungi, Ascomycota, Dothideomycetes, Pleosporales. The record is from RefSeq and is a predicted model, not a curated record.
AACUAACCUCUCCACCCCCCGCCCCCCCGAUAUUAUCGCAUCGCAUCGCAUCGCAUCGCAUCGCAAAUCCAUAUUCAUAUACAUAUCAACACAUCUGUAUCGCUACCCCAAUUACAACCACCACCUUGGAAAUCGCUGCGCCAUUGGUCGCAUUGCGCGCGCAAUCCUGCCUGUAACACGCGCGUCCGACGCGAUCCCCGCUCCACCGCUCCGCCGCCGCCAUCGCCAUCGCCUAUCGCUCUCUCGCGUCUUAAACUGUCCUGCAUACCAACGACGAACCCAUCGUCGGACCUCUUGAACGUGCAGUAAACACCACUGGUAUUCAGUGUCUCCAUAGACCCCUGGACUGAAAGACGGACCGCUAUCGUUCUGCUCGUUUGCGCGCCUCGCCCACCGCUCUGACGUGUCGUUCGCGCCUUGGACAAUCUACCCAACUAGGCAGAAUGGACUCUCAGACCUCAUUCUCCCAGCUCUCCCAGCUGUCUCAGGACUCGCUCAUGCCUUCCACGGAGGUCUCGCGGCCGAAUACCCCAAAAAUGUAUUCAGUCUCGAGAUCUGCAUCCCCCGCGCCUUUAAAUGUGCCCAAGGCUUCCUCUGAAGACCGGACCAAAUUCACUUCUCCCGCACCACCUACAACCUCAUCAAUGACGCCUCCACCGUCUUCCCAGCUUCCCAAUAUCCGGACUGCUGUUCUUAGGACCCCUAGUCCCCCGGACCCGCAGCUCACCUCUCCUCCUCCAACCGCCAAACUUCCCGACCAGCCAUCUGUGUUGACGGAGUCUGCCUCCGCCCUCUACUCACCCGAGCAGAUUACCAAUGCAUCGCCUGACGAAUUGCGAUGCAUGGUGGAUGAAUUGACUUCUGCUUUGCGCGAUGUACGACUAUCUGCGGCGCAUUACAAAUUACAGUACAACAUGGCCGUCAUGGAGAGCCAAGAAGCUGCCAGUCGUAUGGCCGUUGAACUAGCCAUGGCGCAGCGAGAGAUUGACGUUCUAAAACAAGCCGAAGUCAAACGACGCAAUUCAAUACCAACACCUACUCAGACCGUUCAGGAAUCCCCUGUCGACUCGGCGAACGCAAUCAUGAUGUCUGAAUUGAACCGCCAAUGUCAAAUCUUGCAGCAAGACAACGAGGAGCUACGAGAUGCUCUUGAGCAGCAGAAACGUCUCACUGAGCACAGAGAGGGCGAGUUAGCAAGCCUCAUGGAGGAGAAUGACCGCCUGAAAACCCGCAUCCGCAAGAACAGAGACCAUAUGGCACAAUUUUUGCCAUUUCAGGAUCAGAUCAACGAGCAAGGGUCGCCGCGUUCCAUGUUCGGAACACCUUUGCAGGCCACUCCUCGCCAACGCGCCCAAAGAGUGCCACAGCCUCUUUCCGUAGAACACAGGGGGCAGAGUAACUUUGAUAUCCUCUUGCGCGCGGAUCAAAUACUCAAUGAAAAGACAACGACGGCCCCGUCCACCCCCACACGAUCCCAUGCACACAGGUCGCGGCUGGGCCACACGAGAGGAACGCACUCCAUGUCCUCGUUGCCUCACACACCCAAUCGCCACACCACUCACCGUCACACCGGAGUACCACGAACCCCAAAUACCUUUUCCGCUAUCAACAUACCGCAGUCUGCCCCACCCGCACAGUAUCAACGAGUCCCUCCCGUUCGUCGUGAAAGCAGUAAUUCGACCAUCACGGCAUCAAGCGUAGAUGAGGAAGAAGCUUUCACCGAUAGAGAGGAUGAUGAGAUCCCCGAAUCACAAGCCAGCCAAGCUGCUACCAGUAUGUUGCGGCGGUCGGGUUCUCAAAAACGAGCCUCAGCCCCGAGCUCGCAAGCCCAGCUUGUCCAGAGCAAACUCUUUGGCCACGUUAAGAAAGGUAGCACAAUGAGUCGGCCUGGUGAAUCUGAGAAGCGGAGGUUGCCUUCUACAGCCAUGCACCAUGCAAGCCCAACCAAAAGGGGGAGAAUGGAGUCGGAAGUAGGUCUCGGUAUUGGGGGCUUGCUCCGACAAUAGGGAUCUCUGGAUCCGAGCGAUGUGUUCAUGAAUUGACGAUAUUGGAUUGGAAGGUACCAGGAGUUUGUACUUUAGGUUCGUUUGCUUGUAUUUGACUCGAGGUGGACACCGCACGGUUAUAGUGGGAUGGGUCUCUGCCGUUUGAUGUGCAUGUCAUGUCGUCUUGGUUAGGAUAAUGCUUGAUAUCGCGGUAGCUGUAUGUUGAACGAUCAUGCUGGAAGGGUAGAUAGCAAAUGCUUAUUUUUAUGUUACAUAGGUAAUUAAUGGUAC